Molecule: messenger RNA, 10797 nt
Organism: Oryctolagus cuniculus (rabbit)
Lineage: Eukaryota; Metazoa; Chordata; Mammalia; Lagomorpha; Leporidae
Gene: PAPPA
Product: pappalysin 1
Biological process (GO): cell surface receptor signaling pathway; proteolysis
Molecular function (GO): metalloendopeptidase activity
Source: RefSeq, a predicted model, not a curated record
AUAAAACAAGGAGGAAGGCAACCAGCUGUUGGAAGGGGGAAACAAGGCAGAUAAAGGAGCGGGGAGGGAAAUUAAUCGCCAACCAGGAGGAGUUGGACUGUAUUUUCCAAAGGUGGGGGCAGUGAGGCAAACACCUUGAGGAGGAAAGCGAGAAAGAACAGAAAAAAGCAAGUGGAAGGGGGGGCUCGCCCAAGAAGGGUGAAGAAGCGAAGAAAGUCGAGGCGCCGAGGCUCCCAAAGCUGGCAGCUCCGGGCGGCGGUGCAGGGGCGAAGGGGGGGCGGGGGGGGACCGUCGGACAUGCGGCUCUGGAGUUGGGUGCUGCGCCUGGGGCUGCUGAGCGCCGCGCUGGGCUGCGGGCUGGCCGAGCGCCCCCGCCGGGCCCGGAGAGACCCGCGGGCCGGCCGCCCCCCGCGCCCCGCCGCCGGCCCGGCCACCUGCGCCACCCGGGCGGCCCGCGGCCGCCGCGCCUCGCCGCCGCCGCCGCCGCCGCCGCCGCCGGGCGGUGCCUGGGAAGCCGUGCGCGUCCCCCGGCGGCGGCAGCAGCGGGAGGCGAGGGGCGCCGCCGAGGAGCCGAGCCCGCCGAGCCGGGCGCUCUAUUUCAGCGGGCGAGGCGAGCAGCUGCGCCUGCGGGCCGACCUCGAGCUGCCCCGGGACGCGUUCACGUUGCAAGUGUGGCUGCGAGCGGAGGGGGGCCAGAGGUCCCCGGCGGUGAUCACAGGGCUGUAUGACAAAUGUUCUUAUACCUCGCGUGACCGAGGAUGGGUCAUGGGCAUUCACACCGUCAGUGACCAAGGCAACAGAGAUCCACGCUACUUUUUCUCCUUGAAGACAGACCGGGCUCGGCAAGUGACCACCAUCAGUGCCCAUCGCAGCUAUGUGCCAGGACAGUGGGCAUUCCUAGCUGCUACCUAUGAUGGGCGGCUGAUGAAGCUCUAUGUGAAUGGUGCCCAGGUGGCAACCUCGGGGGAGCAGGUGGGUGGCAUCUUCAGCCCCCUGACCCAGAAGUGCAAAGUGCUCAUGUUGGGGGGCAGUGCUCUAAGUCACAACUACCGGGGCUACAUCGAGCACUUCAGUCUAUGGAAGGUGGCCAGAACUCAGAGGGAGAUACUGUCAGACAUGGAAUCCCAUGGCUUCCACACUCCUCCACCUGAGCUCCUCCUCCAGGAGAACUGGGACAAUGUGAAACGCACCUGGUCCCCCAUGAAGGAUGGCAAAAGCCCCCAUGUGGAAAUCAGCAAUGCCCAUGGUGUCCUGCUGGACACAAAUUUGGAGCCCCCUCUGUGUGGACAGACCCUAUGUGACAAAGCAGAGGUCAUUGCAAACUAUAACCAGCUUCCGAAUUUCCGCCGGCCCAAGGUGGUACGCUACCGCGUGGUCAACCUCUAUGAUGAUAACCAUGAGAACCCAACAGUGAGCCGCCAGCAGGUGGACUUCCAGCACCAGCAGCUGGCUGAGGCCUUCAAGCACUACAACAUUUCCUGGGAGCUGGAGGUGCUGGAGGUGAGAAACUCCUCCCUGCGCCACCGCCUCAUCCUGGCCAACUGUGACAUCAGCAAGAUUGGGGAUGAGAACUGUGACCCUGAGUGCAACCACACACUGACGGGUUAUGAUGGCGGGGACUGCCGCCACCUGCACCACCCCAGCUUCAUGAAGAAUCAACAGAAUGGUGUGUGCGACAUGGACUGCAAUUAUGAAUGGUUCAACUUUGAUGGUGGAGAGUGCUGCGACCCAGAAAUCACUGAUGUCACUAAGACUUGCUUUGAUCCCGACUCUCCACACAGAGCUUAUCUGGAUGUUAAUGAGCUGAAGAACAUUCUGAAAUUGGAUGGAUCAACACAUCUCAAUAUUUUCUUUGCAAAUUCCUCAGAGGAAGAAUUGGCAGGAGUAGCAACUUGGCCAUGGGACAAGGAAGCCUUAAUGCACUUGGGUGGCAUUGUCUUGAACCCAUCUUUCUAUGGCAUUCCUGGGCACACCAAUACCAUGAUCCAUGAGAUCGGGCACAGUUUGGGUCUCUACCACAUCUUCCGAGGCAUUUCAGAAAUCCAGUCUUGCAGUGACCCCUGCAUGGAGACAGAGCCCUCUUUCGAGACCGGAGACCUCUGCAAUGACACCAACCCAGCUCCCAAACACAAGUUCUGUGGUGACCCUGGGCCAGAGAAUGACACCUGUGGCUUUCAUAGCUUCUUCAACACUCCUUACAACAACUUCAUGAGCUACGCAGAUGACGACUGUACGGACUCCUUCACGCCCAAUCAAGUCGCCAGAAUGCACUGCUACUUGGACCUGGUGUACCAGGGCUGGCAGCCCUCCAGGAAGCCGGCGCCUGUUGCCCUUGCACCCCAGGUUGUGGGCCACACUACAGACUCUGUGACGCUGGAGUGGUUCCCACCCAUCGACGGCCGCUUCUUUGAAAGAGAAUUGGGAUCAGCAUGUGACCUGUGCCUGGAAGGGAGAAUCUUGGUGCAGUAUGCUUUCAACGCCUCCUCCCCGAUGCCCUGUGGCCCCUCGGGACACUGGAGCCCUCGGGAAGCAGAAGGUCAUCCAGAUGUUGAACAGCCCUGUAAGUCCAGUGUCCGCACUUGGAGCCCAAAUUCAGCUGUCAACCCACACACAGUCCCUCCAGCCUGCCCUGAGCCACAAGGCUGCUACCUCGAGCUGGAAUUCCGCUACCCUUUGGUCCCUGAGUCUCUGACCAUCUGGGUGACCUUUGUCUCCUCUGACUGGGACUCUAGUGGAGCUGUCAAUGAUAUUAAACUAUUGACAGUCAGUGGGAAGAACAUCUCGUUGGGCCCUCAGAACAUCUUCUGCGACAUCCCACUGACCAUCAGACUCCAAGAUGUGGGUGAAAAGGUGUAUGGCAUCCAGAUCUACACACUGGAUGAGCACCUGGAGAUUGAUGCAGCUAUGUUGACCUCAGUUGCAGACUGUCCACUCUGCCUAGAGUGCAAGCUCCUGCAGUAUAAGGUGGUCCGAGACCCUCCUCUCCAAGUGGACAAGGCCUCAAGCUUCUACUUCAACAGGAGAUUUGUGGACACGGAUCUAAAACAUGGCAGUAUGUACCAGUACCAGGUCAUCACCAUUUCAGGAACUGAAGAGAGUGAACCAUCACCUUCUGUCAAAUAUAUCCACGGAGAUGGGUAUUGUGGUGAUGGCAUUAUUCAGAAAGACCAAGGUGAGGAAUGUGAUGAUAUGAAUAAGAUCAAUGGUGACGGCUGCUCUCUCUUCUGCCAACAAGAAGUCUCCUUCAACUGCAUUGAUCAACCCAGUCGGUGCUAUUUCCAUGAUGGUGACGGGGUAUGUGAAGAGUUUGAACAAAAAACUAGCAUUAAGGACUGCGGUGUCUACACACCCCAGGGGUUCCUGGAUCAGUGGGCAUCCAAUGCUUCAGUGUCCCAUCAAGACCAGCAGUGCCCAGGCUGGGUCAUCAUUGGGCAGCCAGCAGCAUCCCAGGUGUGUCGAACUAAGGUGAUAGAUCUCAGUGAAGGCAUUUCCCAGCAUGCCUGGUACCCUUGCACCAUCAGCUACCCAUACUCCCAGCUGGCUCAGACCACUUUCUGGCUCCAGGCAUAUUUCUCUCAGCCAAUGGUUGCUGCAGCUGUCAUUGUCCACCUGGUGACCGAUGGGACAUACUAUGGGGACCAAAAGCAGGAGACCAUCAGUGUCCAGCUGGUUGAUACCAAAGAUCAGAGCCACGACCUAGGCCUCCAUGUCCUGAGCUGCAGGAACAAUCCCCUGAUUAUCCCUGUGGUCCAUGACCUCAGCCAGCCCUUCUACCACAGCCAAGCGGUGCGUGUGAGCUUCAGUUCACCCCUCGUCGCCAUCUCGGGGGUGGCCCUCCGCUCCUUCGACAACUUUGACCCCGUCACCCUGAGCAGCUGCCAGAGAGGAGAGACCUACAGCCCUGCCGAGCAGAGCUGUGUGCACUUUGCAUGCAAAGCCACUGACUGCCCAGAGCUGGUUGUGGAGAAUGCAUCGCUCAAUUGCUCCAGCAGCGACCGCUACCAUGGUGCCCAGUGUACUGUGAGCUGCCAGACAGGCUAUGUGCUCCAGAUACAGCGGGAUGAUGAGCUGAUCAAGAGCCAGGUGGGACCCAGCGUCACAGUAACCUGCUCAGAGGGCAAGUGGAACAAGCAAGUGGCAUGCGAGCCGGUGGACUGUGGGCUCCCAGACCACCAUCAUGUCUAUGCCGCCUCCUUCUCCUGCCUCGAGGGCACGACCUUUGGCAGAAAAUGCUCCUUUCAGUGCCGUCACCCUGCACAGUUGAAAGGCAACCACAGCUUCCUUACUUGUAUGGAGGAUGGACUGUGGUCCUUCCCAGAGGCCCUGUGUGAGCUCAUGUGCCUGGCUCCACCCCCAGUACCCAAUGCAGAACUCCAGACUGCCAGGUGCAGAGAGAACAAACACAAGGUGGGCUCCUUCUGCAAGUACAAGUGCAAACCUGGAUACCACGUGCCCGGCUCCUCCCGGAAGUCAAAGAAACGAGCCUUCAAGACACAGUGUACCCAAGAUGGCAGCUGGCAGGUGGGAGCUUGUGUUCCUGUGACCUGUGACCCACCUCCACCAAAAUUCCACGGGCUCUACCAGUGCACUAAUGGCUUCCAGUUCAACAGCGAGUGUAGGAUCAAGUGUGAAGACAGUGACACCUCCCAGGGACGUGGGAGCAAUGUCAUUCACUGCCGAAAAGAUGGCACCUGGAGCGGCUCUUUCCACCUCUGCCAGGAGAUGCAAGGACAGUGCUCAGUCCCAAACCAGCUCAACAGCAACCUAAAGCUGCAGUGUCCGGACGGCUAUGCCAUAGGGUCUGAGUGUGCCACCUCAUGCCUGGAUCACAACAGCGAGUCCAUCGUCCUGCCAAUAAAUGUGUCUGUGCGUGACAUACCCCACUGGCUGAACCCCACACGCGUGCAGAGAGUUGUCUGCACUGCUGGCCUCAAGUGGUAUCCUAACCCUGCUCUGAUUCACUGUGUCAAAGGCUGUGAGCCCUUCAUGGGAGACAAUUACUGUGAUGCCAUCAACAACCGAGCCUUCUGCAAUUAUGAUGGAGGGGAUUGCUGCACCUCCACGGUGAAGACCAAAAAGGUCACUCCCUUCCCUAUGUCCUGUGACCUACAAGGAGACUGUGCUUGUCUGGACCCCAAUGCCCAAGAACACAGCCGGAAAGACCUCCGGGGAUACAGUCAUGGCUAAGGAAGGACAAAGAGUUGUCAGAGAAUUCCCAACGCCAGGACCCGCAUCCCUUUGGUAUUGAUUUCACAGUCAGCUGCUCAAUGGAAUGGCCUCUCCACACCAGGGAUCCUUAGCACCCAACCGGUCUGCCUUUAAUUUCAUCUAGGAAGGACUUACAGUGGGGCAAAUGAACCCAAUCUCACCAUGUUGAAUGAUGGAAUGGAGUUCCAUCCCAAAGCCUGAAAUGGAUUGCAUAUACAGCAAGCAGUCCUGGAGCCUCCUAAAAUUCUAGCCACCUGUCACACGACUACAGAGAGAAACAUGUUCUAUAUCUAGGAGUGUGCACAUCUUUGGUUAGUACACAUGCAUGCAUAUGCACCCAUACAGACAUUUGUAUGAAAGCAGUUCUGGAGACUGAGCAGAGAGAGACUGGAAAGAAAUCCUUCCUUUUCCAAGCUCCCAGCCAACAUAACCUUGGGAGAAAGAGAGUUGCAGAAACUGCUAAGACCAAGUAUUGAGAUGCCAACAUAAUUCACACCCUGAGGCUUGGAAUAUGUAGGGCAUGCACAGUUGUGCAGCCCUUUGGGAUUGGAAGAGAAGUGGUCUAAGAUCACCUAUCUUUUGGGUAAUUAAAGCCCAGGAAGAGGUAAAGAUUCCAAGGUAUGCAAAGAUCCUCAAAUUCUUCUGCUACCCUGGGAACUUUACCCUAACUCCAGGGUUUGAAUCCAAGAUGGAAAUGGUUUAGGAUUAUAAUGUCAAGGUAUUAUACCAGCCCCCUGCUUGAGGCUUGAGAGGUCAUAGUAUCCCUACAGAACACACCCAUUCCUCAAAUCUUGCCUUGGGACCACAUUUGCUGCUACUUUUCCUGCUGCUCUAUCCUAUACAUUGAAUACCCCAAAAUGAUAGAACUAGGUUAGGAAAAACCCCACACAAUCAAACAGUCUGCCUUACAAAUAACCCUCAUUUCCCCACUUCUCACUUCUUAUCCCUCCUAGAGGAGGAAACCCCUCAUGGGUAGAUUUAUUGUCCGGAAAGGGAGUUGAGGGACUUCAGAUGCUGGGGCCCUCCCUGAGAGUCCGCAGUGUCUAAGCCAGUGUUCGGUUCGGUAACUAAAUGGAACAGUGUUAAAUCUCUGUGAUGUUGGAGCCAUCCAGAGGCCACUGGACUUGUCAGGACUCUUGGGUUAUUAUCCUCAUACUACUCUUCCUGGCCCUUCAGACUGUAGUAGGUUUUAAUCUUGGAAACCUCACCACUGCUCUGAUUAGGUAUAAUUUUGAAACAGAGAAUCAUCUUGGAUAUGAUCAAUAUGGAUUGUGUUCUAGAAGUCAUCAGAGGGAAGUUAGAGUUCACAGCCUCAGUACUCAACAUAACCAUCAAGUUUUCCAUAUAUUUUCCCAGGUGCCAGUACUCACUCCCAUAUCUGUGGCUGGGAAACUCUUCCCUCUCUUCCAUGUUCAGCCUCCAAAAGCUAAGUGGAAGCUAUUCAGCUGUGCAUGGAAGCCCCAAUUUCUUUGUGAGCCCCUUUACCUGUUUUCAGUCAGUCACCUGUUCAUUCCCUUUGAAUUAGUAUGGACCAAGAAUAUGACAGGAUGCAGUGGGGAGAACGGUUAAGUUUGACAUCUUUUCUGAAAUCUGAAGCUAGGAGUGAGAAGGUAGGAGGGUCUAAACUAGAGAUAGCACAUAAAGAUUACUGAAAAUCAAGUCAUCUCAAGUCUAGUGAAGACAACCAAGGAAACAGUCUAGCAUAGGAAUGGAAAAUACCAGACAUCUGUGCAGCCCCUAGAAAUUCCUGCAUCCAAGGCAGUCCUUGUUAAUCCAUCACAGCUCCUUCUCCUAUUGGGACCAAAAACAACUUCAGAAACCAUUUUACUGUAUCAUUCCAAACAGCAUUUACCUGAUGAUCAAGGACACUUGAGGACAUUUGUUGGCUCUCUGUGAUCAGUUAUAUUAAGAAAUAUAUCGAGGUGCUUUUUACACAGGUGCCCACAUGCAAGGAUGCAGUGCACAAAUAGUUCCUAUGGCUUGUACCAUAUUACAGAAUGGAGAGACUUCAACCAUUGUUGUAGCCCAGCUCAAAUCUUUUGUUUCUUCCUCACGAAAUAAUGUUACUAAUAUUCAGGGCAUUUUUUUCCUGUGUUAACCAGGGCCAAUCCUUAGCAAAAAAUAAGAAUGAAAUUAGAAUUGUUCCAAUUUUGUACCUCUCUCCAAUGUCUUAGAAUUCUUUAUAACUUGUGAGGCCUUUCUUUUGCCCUUACUGAGAGGGUACAAGCUAAGGACAGUAACAGUGUCAGCCCUGUUAGUAGCCUAUCAAAACCCAUAAGUAAUAAUUAAAAAAAAAAACUUUGUAAAAUCCAAAGAUGACAGAACAAAAGGUGGGAUUGCAGGGACCACAGAACCUCACUCCUUAAAUCACUCCUCAUCAUCUUUCUACCUCCCCUACUGACUUCCAACUCCUGACUCACAAAUUGAAUUGAGCCCUUCUGGGUAAAGACUUACCAAGUCUCCUUCUUAUUAUCAUUCCAGCCUCUUACCAACAAUUUCAUGUUUGCCAAGGAUAUUAGGCAAAAGAGGCUACCUGACUGGCAGCCAGCCUCAUGCCCACAUGAGAAGCCGUCUAAGUAAGAAGCUCUUCUCAAACAGUGCAGAAGGGCCGGCUCUAGUCAGGCAAUGCACUGAUUCCCAGGUCCUUUUUUUAUUCCUGGGAAUUAACUCAUUGUCUCAUCUCUUCAGUCAUCUCCUGCUUAGAACAAUGGAAUGCCCACUGUUUAUUGGCAGCUCAGGGGCCCUAAAACACUUGGGGGUUCUGCAUCUGAAGAAGUAUUAGCCAUUUAGCAGCAAGAAUGGAAAAGAUGAGGUGGGCAGUUUUCAAAGUCCCAUCUUAGAAAGCCUUUUGAGGCCACAUCCCUCAUUGCCUGCCCAGAGGAUUUGCAUUAUCCUAAAUUUUGUGCCAACAAUUGUGUAAGUAAUACAGUCCUUGGGAAGUCAGUUUUUGUGGGUGAAUUGGAGUGCUGAAGAAGGGAGUGAUUAAUGGGCAUGAAUAGUAUGUCUUUGAAGAUGGAGGGUAUCAGCUGCUGUUCCUGGCUUCAGCAUAUUGAUUCACUGCCUAGACAGUUCUCUUGGUCUUAUUCCCACCUUGGCUUGAUUCAUGCAUGCUAGUUGUGGAAAAUAAUUCUUUGAGACAGAUCUCAGCUACCUCCCUUCCAGGUUCAAUUUAACUUGGUUGUAACUGUCAGUUUGUUAUAGGUCUUACCUGUGUUUUAAAAAGAGAGAGAAAAAGAAAAGAAAGAAGAAAGAGGAAGGAAAGAAGGAAGGAAGGAAGGAAGGAAGGAAGGAAGGAACGAAGGAAGGAAGGAAGGAAGGAAGGAAGGAAAGGAGAGGAAAUGAAGGAAAUAAAAAUCAAGUUAACAGUUUUGAGAUUUUUAUGUUUUUUUUUCUGGAACUACUUCAAGUGGGAAAAUAAAAAGAAGAAAUUGGUGGUGACAAAAGUGUACAGAUACAGAGUAAUAGGAAGACAAAGAGAUUAAAAUGAAAUAAAAAUGCAUGAUUUAAAAUUAAGAAUAAGAAAUCUGUUGUUAUGUUUCCCAGAGGAAAUUACUUAUUCUACAGACUGAGUAGGUAGAGACAAGCAUAAAUAAUUCCUUAGUGGACACAGAGUAGAUUUUUGUAGCAUUGUCUGUUAUUUUCUGUACAUUGUGGUAGGUCCAGAAAACAUGACAUUUUCCCCCUUGAUAUGUUGGUGGUGGUGUUGGGGUGUUUUGUUUAUUUGGUGGUAAUCAGUUGUAGUCGGGAGUGGGUGGGCUUGAUAUUUGUUUUCUGAAUAUUAAGGGGACAUAUUGUGUCAUUGUGCUUUUCACAUUAUAAAAUGCUUCUAUUUACCAGUAUAGCACUGGGUUUUAUAAAGACUGCACUCAGAACUACACUGCACAGCCCAAUUCCCUACAACGCUGCUACAUGACCAGACAGGUAAUUCCAAUGAGUUUUGAGAAACAGAACAAGCUAAGAACAAGCAAACCAAGCAAAAACCUACAUAGCAAAUGAAUACAACUGUAUUCUUGUAAUUUAUUCCAGUUUUGCCAAAUUCCUAUCAAUGAUUUUCUUUUCAGAGUAAAUGUGUGAUAGCCAAGAAAGGAAUUACGUCCCCAGCAUAUAGAAUUUUAAGUCCAGGCAGCAGUUUGAUCAAUGAUUUUAAACAAGUUAUUAAAUUGCCUCUACAUUUGACUCAAUUCCUUUAGCUGCAGAACGGGGAUAAUAAUACUUACCUACCUCACAGUGGGAGGGCAGGGGAUGGUGAGGCCUUGAGGUUCAAAUGGCCUGUGGCAAUAUGUGAAGGCCAAGGUUGACAUGAAUUAUUUCUCAAAAAUGCACAGGCAUAGUAGCCUUUCAAGAAAGACAGGGAGUGCUCAUUUGAUAUUUCAAGGAAUAAUGCUGGAGCUCCUGGAUGAGAGUCCACCCUUUGAGAAAGUCCCGUAUUGGGGGGAUAUUUCACUUUGUAUGUCAGUUCAAUUUUUCCCCCUUACUCUGGCCUUUCCUAGUUUAAUGAUUUGCUUAAAAACCAAUUCUUUGCUACAGUAUAAAAGUCAGUUUACUGUCAUCUAUUCAAGACUUCCAGGCCAUUUCCAACUUUCAGAGGAAGGGAGUCUCUGAAAUCCCUUCUUCACCUCACUUCUCAGACUUCAAAUUCCACAUCAAGUGUUCCAUGAAAAGAAGACAUGGCAUUCUGAGUGCAAACAGCUCGGGGCCUCUUAAACCACACACCAGCAGUCAGUGAGGAGACUUUUGAACAAUUACUGAGUUGCUUUCUUGGGUCUCUGUAAUCAAUAACCUGUCCGCAGAUAUCUAUCUAUAUAAAGAUAUUAUAUAUAAAUAUAAAUUUACAUAUAUAUGCACAUGUAUAUAUAGUUGUACAUAUAUGUGUGUAUAUAUAUACUUAAAUGUAAUAUUUACAAAUAAAACUGUGAUCUCAUCUAGAGAAAAUGUAAUCAUAUUACAAACUGCUCUUCCAUAUUUAUGUACCAUAUUAUACCUUUUUAUUAUUGUUAUAAUUAUUAUGGGUAUUUCUAAUUAUUCUGAGGUUGAAAUCUGUUUGGCACCUUCUGGAAGCUACCAAAAAAUGAAUUCAUUGAAGUGCUUAAAAUCUGUACUCAUAAGAAAUCUACUGGCCUACUGUAAAAAAGGAAAACAAAGAGAAACAACUCAACACCAAAAACCAAACACAAUUCCAAUCCUUUCUCUGUACCUCACAUGCAUAAAUUUGCUGCUCCUAUUUUGGUUUUAUGUUUCUCCCCCGUUUAUGUGUUUUUAUGGAUCUAAGUUAAGUCUUUCAGCAAUAUAUAAAAAUGUAAAUAGUAAACUUUUAUUUAUUAAGAAUGUCAUCUUUUUUAAUUUAUAUUUACACAAUUGUUCAUCUAAUUUAUUUUUUCUAUACGGUUUUAAAUACUCAGACAUAUUUUGCUGUUCAUGAUAUUUUUAUCCCGUUCUCAUGAAUUUGUUUUUCCAUAUUGUUUUCUCUGGUCUCAAUUACAGGUUGGAUCUCACAAAAAUAAUGUCAAAGACAGAAAUAUUUUGCCACUGUUGAUUACUAUAUGUUAAAGUUCUAUAUUAUGAAAAUAUAUAAUAGCUUGUAUGCUUCAA